GUCUCAUCACGGCAUUGAGCAACUCUCAAUCAACAGACAAGAUGACCAGUCUCACUGCUAAGGACAAGGACGCAGUCAGAACCUUCUGGGCUAAAGUGUCCGGGAAGGCAGAGGACAUUGGCGCCGAUGCUCUGGCCAGGAUGCUGGCUGUGUACCCGCAGACCAAGACUUACUUCGCCCACUGGAAGGACCAGAGCCCCACCUCUCCCUCAGCCAGGAAGCACGGAAUAACUGUGAUGACUGGAGUUGCAGAUGCUGUGACCAAAAUCGACGACCUGAAAGGAGGUCUUCUGAGCCUCAGUGAGCUGCAUGCCUUCACUCUGCGUGUGGACCCUGCUAACUUCAAGAUUCUCUCCCACAACAUCCUUGUGGUCAUGGCCAUCAUGUUCCCCACUGACUUCACUCCUGAGGUCCAUGUGGCUAUGGACAAGUUCCUGGCUGCUCUGGCUCUGGCCCUGGCUGAGAAAUACCGAUAAACAGCAGGAGAAGAUGACGGAGACUGCAGCAUGAGCUUACAUUGCAUGAUGAUCAAUAAAUGCAUGAAUGCAAAAAUGCAAAGCAA
Dicentrarchus labrax (European seabass) is the source of this 562-nucleotide messenger RNA. Its product is annotated as hemoglobin embryonic subunit alpha-like. Gene Ontology annotation, molecular function: heme binding; oxygen binding; haptoglobin binding. Bases 42 to 476 code for a protein of 144 amino acids. Gene Ontology annotation, cellular component: hemoglobin complex; blood microparticle; haptoglobin-hemoglobin complex. Gene Ontology annotation, biological process: hydrogen peroxide catabolic process; oxygen transport. Lineage: Eukaryota; Metazoa; Chordata; Actinopteri; Moronidae. The transcript has 3 exons. The record is from RefSeq and is a predicted model, not a curated record.